This is a messenger RNA of Osmerus eperlanus (European smelt), 2014 nucleotides long. It is a transcript of the gene tmem179aa, whose product is annotated as transmembrane protein 179a, genome duplicate A. Bases 65 to 766 code for a protein of 233 amino acids. Lineage: Eukaryota; Metazoa; Chordata; Actinopteri; Osmeriformes; Osmeridae. The record is from RefSeq and is a predicted model, not a curated record. The transcript is spliced from 4 exons.
GCCUCGUAUCUCUGGCACUGCGCAAUGCAAUCGCAGUAUCCUAUGGCAGCUGAGGAGAGGAGCAAUGGCCCUUGACAAUUUUCUUUUCGGUCAGUGCAUACUUUAUUUUCUUGCUUUUUUAUUUGGUUUUAUCUGUGUUGUACCGCUAUCGGAAAACAGCGAUGAUUUUCAAGGAAAGUGCAUUUUGUUCACUGAGGGAAUGUGGCAGAACGAAAAUAUGACAGUCGGAAAGCAACGCUUCAUGAUCCAGGAAUGGGCAUCUGAAUCCUCCUGCCGCUUUAUUACUUUCGUCGGCAUCUUCUCCCUCAUUCUCUCUGCUAUUCAAGCAUGGCGGACGUUUUUCUAUCUUUGUAAAGGCCACGACGAUUCCUUCUUCCAUGCCUUCCUGAACUUGCUGUUGAGUCUGCUGGUUGUGUUCUUAGUGUUUGUGGCCAGCACCAUCACCAGUGUCGGCUUCGAUUCCUGGUGUGAUGCUGUCACAGAAAACGGGGCCAUGCCAAGCAGCUGUGAGGAUCUGCAGGACACUGAUCUGGAACUUGGUGUGGAUAACUCAUCUUUUUAUGACCAGUUUGCCAUUGCACAGUUUGGCCUGUGGUCAGCUUGGUUGACGUGGUUAGCCAUCACGGUUAUGGCCUUCCUCAAAGUUUACCACAACCACCGUCAAGAGGACCUCCUGGACAGUCUGGUUCAUGAGAAGGAGCUGCUGCUUGGCAGGGGGUCUCCUCGCAGGGGCUCUGGAUCUGACGAACGCAGUGGAAUGAUCUAGCAUAAAUACACCUUGGACCAGGAAGAAAGGCUAAUCUUCUUAUUAGACAUUGAGUAUACACACAUUUACACAACAAAGCUCUCCCAUGCUGUUCUUCCAUACAGAACAAAACAACAUCAUAAAAUUAAAUAGUUCCCAAAGAUAAUUUAGGUCCCACAUCACACAAAAUAACUUUACUUUCAAAAGUAAAAUAACAUAUUUAAUUGUUAUCGCAGUAGCAAGCUCAUUGUCAGCUUAAGUGUUGUAUUAUGUAUUAAUAUCAUGACCAAUUGUUUAUCUCCGGUGCGUUGCUAUUUCGGCCCAACUAAUGCAGCACGUCAAGCUAGUCCAGUCUGGUUUCUCAGCUUUCAAAGAGUUAUGAAUUCCCCAGGGGACGCACUCAAGCACAAAGGAACAAACAAGUAUUUGUUAUAAAGGAAUGACACUGUUGAGAGCACCACCUGGUUGAAUUCACAUUGCAAUUCAAGCUAUUUGUUUUGUUUUAAUGGACAGUGGUUGUUGUUCAAAUUUGAAAUGUUUUAUCGUGAGACAAGAAGCCCAGUUAUCAGUAUUCUGUAUUUUUUAGACUGCCCUCUUUAAAAUAAUGCUUAUUUUGACAUUUAUAACCAUUUGCAACAUAAUAAUUGCAUUGUUUGAGAACAUCUUUUCUCGUUUACUAGCCUUUAUUAGCCUUUAACUGUGAUAAAGGGCAAAUAUGUUUCAGGAAAGCCCUCGCAAUUUUUUAAUAAGGAAAAUAAAUUAUAAUUGGAACAAAAUCAUUUGAUAGCAGCCCUCUAAUAACCAUAGAUACAGUAGAUAAUCCUUAUCCUCAUACUCUAGUAUUUUAUUAUCGAGUAUCAUGAAUUGUGUCAUAACACCAUCCCCUUACUGAAAUCGCACUUUGAGAAUUGGAUUCUCUUUCACAAGAUAAAAGAUCUUGAAAAAUUGAUCUUUUAGUUUGUUUUGCUCUUACAAUACAUCAUGCAUACAUUUACAAUGUUGUGACUUAUGUUAGUAUUGUUUUUAGGAUUGUAGACACAAGCUGUACCAUGAACUAAGUAAUCUCCUGAACAGAACUUGUAAAACAUAAAACAGCCAUUCUUUGGAGGAUAUCUCAUGCUCUGUGGUCCUUUGUCAACUUUAUUAGAAUAUGUUACUUAAGAUCACAAUACAAUUAUAGGUACUCUAAAUUAUGCGUGACAAACGUACAGUUUCAUGAACUUUGGUUGUGUGCCAUUUAUUUCAAAAUAAAAACGAAAUACAAUGGUG